UUAUGACAUUGAACUGUGCAUGACAGACCAAAACCAGCAGACUGUGGCCCUCAAGGACUGGAGUUGUGCAUGCACCCCAGGGGACCCAGUCUGGGCUGGCCACCCGACAUUUGUAUGUUUCAAGUUUACUACUAAAGCACAACAGAGCUUGAAAUAGCUACGCCUUCCCAUCUCGUCCAUAGCAUCCAUAAACACUCAAGAGAGUCAAGUGACCUCCACUCAACAGGCUACAUGCGGGCAUUUCAUGAAUGCGCACGCAGGUACUUCCCAUCCCUGUCGUGAACGCGGAAUAUGACGUAAGUCACUUGCCGCGCAGUGAUGAUGGCGGUGCGUGAACGCGCAGUAAAAGUAAUGGCUGCUCUGGAACGGCGGGUGCCUAGUCUCGAUGAUUUCGUGGGCGAAAGCUGGAGCGCCUGGGCCGAGAGAGCCAGUGUGACUGCGUCGGAAGGCUCCGAUGGAGAUGACUGCAGCAAGAAUGGGAAGAAAGCAGCCGAGGCAAUGUCUCUUAGGAAGGAAGACAUGUCCAUCUUCGGCCACUACCCGGGCCAAGAUGACUUCUACUUGGUGGUGUGUAGCCACUGUGGCCAGGUGGUCAAGCCCCAGGCUUUUGAGAAGCAUUGUGAGAGGAGACACGGCCCCCUGAGCAAACUGUACGCCCCCCUCCGCUCCCCCCCUCCAGCACCCCAGCAGCGCCCCCGCCAUAGCCACUCCCCAUCCUCCGCCCACGCAACCUCAUCCUGGGAAGGGAGGAGGCAAGGGACUGGGGCACCAAGAGCAGCCCCCCCAUCCACACCCCCACAGUUCAGACACACCAAACCCCCCAAGGAAGUAGUACGCCACUCCCACCUGGAUAAGAGCCCCCACAGCGGCCAUUCUGAAUCAGCUGUGUUCAAGCAGCCUCCACCCCUGGAGCCUCCCCUGAGCUCCCCACCUCCCUCCCUCAGAGACCCACCCUGGCCCCAUGGAGGCACCCCGCCCGGCCGCCACUCCCACCUGGAUAAGAGCCCCCACAGCGGCCAUUCUGAAUCAGCUGUGUUCAAGCAGCCUCCACCCCUGGAGCCUCCCCUGAGCUCCCCACUCCCCUCCCUCAGAGACCCACCCUGGCCCCAUGGAGGCACCCCGCCCGGCCGGCCCUCCACCACCCCGCCCGGCCGGCCCUCCACCACCCCGCCCAGCCAGCCCUCCACCACCCCGCCCGGCUGGCCCUCCACCGGCCGUCCCUCCACCACCUCCCCGCCCGGCCGGCCCUCCACCACCCCCCCGCCCAGCCGGCCCUCCACCACCCCCCCGCCUGGACGGCCCUCCACCACCCCGGCCAGCCGGCCCUCCACCAGUGAGAGGACACACACCCAGAGGAAGGAGGCCAAAACGGUCCCUACCCUCCCUGGCCAUCUCCGUGGACCAAGACCUUACAACAAAGUGGCCUCCAGUGAGUCUUUCUUUCCUUUAACUGUAAUUCAUGCAGGUUUGGGUCACUGA
Messenger RNA from Salvelinus sp. IW2-2015, 1479 nucleotides. The record is from RefSeq and is a predicted model, not a curated record. Lineage: Eukaryota; Metazoa; Chordata; Actinopteri; Salmoniformes; Salmonidae.